Closterium sp. NIES-65 is the source of this 3084-nucleotide messenger RNA. The record is from the annotation of a GenBank genome assembly. Lineage: Eukaryota; Viridiplantae; Streptophyta; Zygnematophyceae; Desmidiales; Closteriaceae.
AUGAUCCUUCAAGGAUUCAGUGGCUGCUCAACUCAACUGCGGCGACCUGGUACGCCCCCCACCCUGCUCCCUCUCUGCUCCCUCUCUGCUCCCUCUCUGCUCCAUCUCUGCUCCCUCUCUGCUCCCUCUCUGCUCCCUCUCUGCUCCCUCGCUGCUCCCUCUCUGCUCCCCGCCCCGCUGCUCCCCUCUUCCCCGUUUCCCCCAUCGCCACCACUCCUCGUUUCCGUCUUGCGCACUGCCUCACUCUCAGCCUAUCAACCCCCACUCUUGUUUUCACAUCUGCACCUACUGUUCUCACAUCUUCCCUCGUGCAAUGUUCACAACCGCUCAACAGACGGAGUGUCCUGGUCUCGGUGUGUGGCCCCGGAUAAGCUGUGCGACGGGACGGCCGACUGCAAGGACAAGAGCGACGAGGCCGCGUGGUACUGCAACCCGCUUGACUGCUCCGACCCGGAUACCACCCUGGAGUGCGUGGGAACGGAGUACUGCGUGAAGCCGACUCAAGUGUGCGACGGCAUCAUGCAGUGCCCGGGCGCGAUAGACGAGUCCCCCGGCUUCUGUCUCGACCACCGCAGCUCCAACUGCGAGGAGGAUCAGGUCAAAUGCACCGCCUCCUCCGCGUGCAUCAAGGGGUACAUGUGCGACGGCGUGCCGAAUUGCCCCAAGGUGAAAAACGCCAGCGGAGUGCUGAUAGCUCCGGACGAGGACUCCAGGUAUUGCGUGGCAUACGAGUGCCUGGAUGGGUUUCAGAAGUGCGGCGACGGAAUGCAGUGUGUGCGCCUCGAGGCUUUCUGCGACGCCAAGAAGGACUGCCUCGGUCUCGGGCAGUGUGUGGACCCCAGCAAGCUGUGUGACGGGACGGCCAACUGCAAGGACAAGAGCGACGAGGCUGCGUGGUACUGCAACCCACUCGACUGCACCGGCACCACUGUGGAGUGCGUGGGAACGGAGUACUGCGUGAAGCCGACUCAAGUGUGUGACGGCAUCAUGCAGUGCCCGGGCGCCAUCGACGAGUCCCCCGGCUUCUGCCUCGACUACCGCAGCUCCAACUGCCAGAUAGACCAACUCAAAUGCACGGCCACCUCUGCCUGCAUCAAGGGCUACAUGUGCGACGGCGUGCCGAAUUGCCCGAAAGUCAGGAACGCGAGUGGAGUGCUGGUGGCACCAGAUGAGGAUGCCAAGUAUUGUGCUGCGUACUCGUGCCUGGACGGGUUCCAGAAGUGCGGCGAUGGGAAGCAGUGCUGCCCUUCACCUAUUGCCCUUCAUCUAUUGCCCUUCACCUAUUGCCCUUCACCUAUUGCCCUUCACCUAUUGCCCUUCACCUAUUGCCCUUCACCUAUUGCCCUUCACCUCUUGCCCUUCACCUCUUGCCCUUCACCUCUUGCCCUUCACCUAUUGCCCUUUACCUAUUGCCCUUCACCUCUUGCCCUUCACCUAUUGCCCUUCACCUAUUGCCCUUCACCUAUUGCCCUUCACCUAUUGCCCUGCACCUAUUGCCCUUCACCUAUUGCCCUGCACCUAUUGCCCUUCACCUAUUGCCCUUCACCUAUUGCCCUUCACCUAUUGCCCUUCACCUAUUGCCCUUCACCUAUUGCCCUUCACCUAUUGCCCUUCACCUCUUGCCCUUCACCUCUUGCCCUUCACCUCUUGCCCUUCACCUCUUGCCCUUCACCUCUUGCCCUUCACCUAUUGCCCUUCACCUAUUCCCUUCACCUCUUGCUCUUCACCUCUUGCCCUUCACCUCUUGCCCUUCACCUCUUGCCCUUCACCUAUUGCCCUUCACCUCUUGCCCUUCACCUCUUGCCCUUCACCUCUUGCCCUUCACCUCUUGCCCUUCACCUCUUGCCCUUCACCUCUUGCCCUUCACCUAUUGCCCUUCACCUAUUGCCCUUCACCUCUUGCCCUUCACCUCUUGCCCUUCACCUAUUGCCCUUCACCUAUUGCCCUUCACCUAUUGCCCUUCACCUAUUGCCCUUCACCUAUUGCCCUUCACCUAUUGCCCUUCACCUAUUGCCCUUCACCUCUUGCCCUUCACCUCUUGCCCUUCACCUAUUGCCCUUCACCUAUUGCGCUUCACCUAUUGCCCUUCACCUAUUGCCCUUCACCUCUUGCCCUUCACCUAUUGCCCUUCACCUAUUGCCCUUCACCUAUUGCCCUUCACCUAUUGCCCUUCACCUAUUGCCCUUCACCUCUUGCCCUUCACCUAUUGCCCUUCACCUCUUGCCCUUCACCUAUUGCCCUUCACCUAUUGCCCUUCACCUCUUGCCCUUCACCUAUUGCCCUUCACCUAUUGCCCUUCACCUCUUGCCCUUCACCUAUUGCCCUUCACCUCUUGCCCUUCACCUAUUGCCCUUCACCUAUUGCCCUUCACCUCUUGCCCUUCACCUAUUGCCCUUCACCUCUUGCCCUUCACCUAUUGCCCUUCACCUCCUGCCCUUCACAUCAUUUAUCUCUCACCCCUUGAUCUCUUGCCCAUCCACGUCCUCUCAUUCCCUUCACGUCCCACCAGAUGGGAGCGAUGAGGUCGACUGUGCUUACCCGGACACGGGCAGCUCGGGCAGCACUGGAACAACUGGCAGCAGCAGCAGCACUGGCACCAUUGGCAGCACGGGCAGCACGGGAAACUUAGGCAGCACAGGCCCUUCAGAAGGCAGCUUGAGUGUGCAGCAGCUGACCGCGCAGUACCAGGCAGCAAUCACUGCUCAGAGCAAGGCCAAAAAGGCCACAGAUGCCACGAAUGCCAAGGCAGGGCGCCUGGAGAAGGAAGCGAACGCUGCUGGGCUUCAAGCGGACAAGUUGCAGCGGAAGGCAGACGCUGCCGUGGCUUUAGCUAAGAAGAGAACAGAGGCUGCUAGGCAGGCUGGUGAGGAUGCUGCGGCGAAACAGGCCGCUGCUGCCGCUGCCAGAAUGGAUGCUGACAGCAAGAAGCAGGCGUAUGAGAGCGUGAAAGGCACGGCGAGUAAGCUGCGAGCGCAGCUGGAGGAGAUGGGCAAGGUGCAGAAGAAGGCCGGGGGCUCCAAGGCACCGGGCUCCAAGGCACCGGGCUCCAAGGCACCGGGCUCCAAGGCACCGGGCUCCGUUUGA